AUGCAGAACGAGGUCAGUGAGUUCCUGGACCUGUAUGUGCUGCGGAAAUGCCCCGUAAGCAACCGCAUCAUUGCUGCCAAGGACCACGCGUCCAUCCAGAUGAAUGUCACCGAGGUUGACAGGGGCACAGGCCAGUUUAAUGGCCAGUUUAAAACCUAUGGCAUCUGCCGGGCCAUUCGCAGGAUGGGCGAGUCAGAUGAUUCUAUUCUCUGAUUGGCUAAGGCUGAUGGAAUUGUCUCAAAGAACUUUUGAGCAGAAGAAAUCG
Messenger RNA from Mus musculus (house mouse), 265 nucleotides. Its product is annotated as predicted gene, 46546. The transcript has a single exon. The record is from RefSeq and is a predicted model, not a curated record. The coding region runs from base 1 to 213 and encodes 70 amino acids. Lineage: Eukaryota; Metazoa; Chordata; Mammalia; Rodentia; Muridae.